This is a messenger RNA of Malania oleifera, 2373 nucleotides long. Its product is annotated as 3-oxoacyl-[acyl-carrier-protein] synthase, mitochondrial. The transcript is spliced from 15 exons. The record is from RefSeq and is a predicted model, not a curated record. Gene Ontology annotation, biological process: fatty acid biosynthetic process. Bases 483 to 1904 code for a protein of 473 amino acids. Gene Ontology annotation, molecular function: 3-oxoacyl-[acyl-carrier-protein] synthase activity. Lineage: Eukaryota; Viridiplantae; Streptophyta; Magnoliopsida; Santalales; Ximeniaceae.
GUCAAAUAAUUUUAAUUAAAAUAAAUUUAAAUUCGGAAAAAACUCGCAGUUUGGCGGCUUUCCGUCUUGCUCCUCCUCCAUCCGCUCUCCCUGGCCUACUCCAUAGCCAUGCUGCUCUGCGAGUGCAACAUGCGAGUUCAUUCCGGGUGGCUAACUCAUCUUCACUCUCUCAUUCUCUUUAUCGGGCGGAUCUUUCCUCUCUCCUUAAAUCUCCAUCCUCGUUCUCCUCUCCACAUCGACAGGUACUGCCAGCCCUAGCUUUGUGCUGGCUUUCACUACUUAGUCUCUUCAAAGUCAAAAGCACCGUUGGUCGAUUUUUGUCGAGGGAAAGAGGCCAACCAGGAGUAGCAGGGAACCCUAGAAAUGCAGGAGUGUAGAAUUGCAAUUUCGGUGUUGGGGUAGCAGCCAAGACUGGAAGGGGAAAGAAGCAAAGACGAGCUGUGCAUAUGAAUUAGGCCUCUUGUUGGGUUUUUGGAGAAGCCAUGUCAAGGGGUAUAUGGUCCAGUAGAUCACUUUCCUAUUGGUUGCGAUUCACUCGACGCUUAUCUUCUUAUUCUGGAUUUGAAUCCCUCCAUCCGCCUCCUCCCCUUCCUCAUCGAAGAGUGGUCAUCACAGGUCUAGGAAUUGUGAGUCCACUAGGUUGUGGGAUGGCAACAACAUGGAGGCAUUUGAUAGAGGGGAAAUGUGGAAUUAGGGCUAUAUCUCCUGAAGAUCUCAAGAUGAACAGGUUUGAUAGGGAGACACAGCUAUAUACGUUUGAUCAACUGACAUCAAAAGUUGCAGCAAUAGUGCCAUGUGGAACCAAGCCUGGUGAUUUCAAUGAGGAUUUGUGGCUUAACUCCAAGGAGCAUAGGUCAAUCUCAAGGUUCAUAGGCUAUGCUCUAUGUGCAGCUGAUGAAGCUCUCAGAGAUGCAAAUUGGCUGCCUGCUGAGCAGGACCAGAAGGAAAGGACGGGUGUCUCCAUUGGUGGGGGAGCUGGAAAUAUUACUGAUAUAGUGGAUGCUGCACAAAUGAUUUGUGAAAAGCGGCUUCGUCGGCUUAGUCCAUUUUUCAUCCCACGGAUCCUGGUCAACAUGGCAGCUGGGCAUGUGAGCAUGAAAUAUGGAUUUCAGGGACCAAACCAUGCUGCGGCGACAGCCUGUGCCACUGGGGCUCAUUCUAUUGGUGAUGCUGCAAGGAUGAUUCAAUUUGGAGAUUCAGAUGUUAUGGUGGCUGGAGGAACAGAAUCAAACAUUGAUGCUUUAUCAAUAGCAGGGUUUUGCAGGUCAAGGGCUUUGACUACAAAGUACAAUGCCACGCCAGAAGAAGCUUCACGACCUUUUGAUUGUGAACGCGACGGAUUUGUGAUAGGUGAAGGCUCUGGUGUAUUGGUGUUGGAGGAACUUGAACAUGCCAAAAGAAGAGGAGCAAAAAUAUAUGCAGAGCUUCGCGGCUAUGGGAUGUCAGGGGAUGCUUAUCACAUUACUCAGCCACAUGGUGAUGGGAUGGGUGCCAUUUUGGCCAUGAAACGUGCUUUAAAACAGUCUGGUCUUUAUCACAAUGAAGUGAAUUAUGUAAAUGCUCAUGCUACAUCUACACCGUUGGGUGAUGCAAUUGAAGCCAAUGCUAUCAAAUCCGUGUUCUCUGACCAUGCAACAUCAGGUGCAUUGGCUUUAUCCUCCACAAAGGGUGCUAUUGGUCAUCUUCUUGGAGCAGCUGGAGCUGUGGAAGCAAUUUUUGCUGUUUUAGCCAUACACCAAGGAAUUGCCCCAUUGACACUUAAUCUCAGUAAACCGGAUCCUAUUUUUAGUGACGGUUUCAUGCCUUUGAGCGCAACAAAGAAGAUGCCAAUAAGAGCAGCAUUAUCAAAUUCUUUUGGCUUUGGAGGAACAAAUGCAUCCCUGCUGUUUGCAGCUGCUCCUUAAAGCAGAUGGAUGGAUUGGCUGCUAAUAUCAUGGUGUGAAUUGUUUGCAUCAUAAUGCAGAUGCAGUCAGCAACCUUCAAUGGUUGCUUUCAGGGAAGGAGAAAUUGUUCCAUGAGAUGAUCCUACAGCAUAUUUUGUUGUGUUUUUUAUUUUUGGUUUCUCAUUUAUGUUGCAUAUUUAGGAUUUUAGAGCAUAGCCACAUUUGGGAUAAUUUUAUUUUGAUUGAUUGAAUGUUUUAUUAGCAGCGGCUGUCCAGAUUGGGUGGUAAAGAAUGCGGGUGGUUUUGCUUGUAACGUGGUGGUUCCAGCCUUCCAGAUUACUAACCCUAGGCAAGAUAAUGUAAUCUAUAGAGGGUGAUGUUUGCCCCAUAAGUUUUAAUCAAAUGAAUUUUUAAGUUAUUUGUUAAAAAGGAUUUUGUAAGACGUUAUGUAAUUUAUGAUCAUUGGCUUAAUACAUCUGCAGUUGGGCAA